Molecule: messenger RNA, 5757 nt
Organism: Calidris pugnax (ruff)
Lineage: Eukaryota; Metazoa; Chordata; Aves; Charadriiformes; Scolopacidae
Gene: OGDHL
Product: oxoglutarate dehydrogenase-like
Exons: 23
Coding region: 134-3178 (1014 amino acids)
Biological process (GO): tricarboxylic acid cycle
Cellular component (GO): mitochondrion; oxoglutarate dehydrogenase complex
Molecular function (GO): thiamine pyrophosphate binding; oxoglutarate dehydrogenase (succinyl-transferring) activity
Source: RefSeq, a predicted model, not a curated record
GGUAACGGUCCCCCGCCCCGGCGCUCCCUCAGCGCGGCCUGUGCCCCGGGCGGCGGUGCUGGUGCCGCUGUCUACGGACGGGCCGGAGCCUCCCCGCCCCCGCAGACUUGGAUCUUCUGUCUAAUAAACAAACAUGAGUCAUCUGAAGUUGUUUGCAGCUAGGCUGAAGUGGCAUGGCAUUAAACUUCUGGAAAAGCAAGAUAUAGCCAGAAGGGUAUUUGUACAUGGCCAACGGUAUGCUUCAUCAGGAAGCUCAGAACCAUUCCUGAGUGGGAGUAAUUCAAAUUAUGUGGAGGAAAUGUACUAUGCGUGGCUUGAAAACCCAAAAAGUGUACAUAAGUCCUGGGAUUUGUUUUUCCGAAAUGCUAACGCUGGCCAAGCAUAUGAUGCCAGUCUACCAGAGCAGUUGGAAAGAAAGGCGUCAUUUCUUCAGAGCCACGGCCUGGCCCAGACACCAGGGAAAGCUGAAAAGCUCGUUGAAGAUCACCUUGCUGUGCAGUCUUUGAUAAGAGCAUACCAAAUCCGUGGCCAUCAUGUGGCUCAGCUGGAUCCCCUUGGAAUUCUGGAUGCAGACUUGGAUUCUUUUGUGCCAUCUGACUUAAUCACUACCAUCGAUAAACUUGGGUUUUAUGGUUUGCAUGAAUCUGAUCUGGACAAAGUCUUUCAGCUGCCUACAACCACCUUCAUAGGAGGAAAUGAGAACAGUCUGUCUUUACGGGAGAUCAUCAAACGGCUGGAGAAUACCUACUGCCAACACAUCGGCUUGGAGUUCAUGUUCAUCAAUGAUGUGGAGCAGUGCCAGUGGAUCCGGCAGAAGUUUGAGACGCCGGGGGUGAUGAAGUUUACUAAUGAGGAAAAAAGAACUCUGUUGGCACGGCUGGUGCGCUCAAUGAGAUUUGAAGACUUCCUUGCUCGCAAGUGGUCUUCUGAAAAGAGAUUUGGUUUGGAAGGAUGUGAAGUAAUGAUUCCUGCACUUAAGACCAUCAUCGAUAAAUCCAGUGAAAUGGGAAUUGAAUAUGUUAUAAUGGGGAUGCCUCAUAGAGGUAGGCUGAAUGUAUUGGCUAACGUCAUCCGAAAAGAGCUGGAGCAGAUCUUCUGUCAGUUUGAUCCCAAACUAGAAGCAGCUGAUGAGGGAUCUGGGGAUGUAAAAUAUCACCUGGGAAUGUACCAUGAGAGGAUCAACCGAGCAACAAACAAGAAAAUCACUCUGUCCCUGAUGGCUAACCCUUCUCACUUGGAAGCAGUUGAUCCUGUGGUGCAAGGGAAGACAAAAGCUGAACAGUUUUAUCGAGGGGAUACAGCAGGGAAAAAGGUUAUGUCCAUAUUAUUACAUGGGGAUGCUGCCUUUGCAGGACAAGGAGUGGUUUAUGAGACGUUUCACCUUAGUGACCUCCCAUCCUACACCACGAAUGGCACUAUUCAUGUUGUGGUCAACAACCAGAUUGGCUUCACGACAGAUCCCCGCAUGGCCCGUUCAUCUCCAUAUCCUACUGAUGUUGCUCGUGUGGUCAAUGCUCCCAUUUUUCAUGUGAAUGCUGAUGACCCUGAAGCAGUGAUGUAUGUCUGCAGUGUAGCUGCAGAAUGGCGAAACACAUUCAAUAAAGAUGUGGUGGUUGACUUGGUUUGUUACCGUAGGCGAGGACACAAUGAAAUGGAUGAACCGAUGUUCACCCAGCCUCUAAUGUACAAGCAGAUUCACAAGCAGGUGCCAGUGCUGAAGAAGUAUGCUGAUAAACUGAUUGCAGAUGGGACUGUAACACUCCAGGAGUUUGAGGAAGAAAUUGCAAAGUAUGAUAGAAUAUGUGAAGAAGCAUAUACUAGAUCUAAGGAUAACAAGAUUCUACAUAUCAAGCACUGGCUUGAUUCUCCUUGGCCUGGAUUCUUUAAUGUGGAUGGAGAACCCAAGAGCAUGUCUUGUCCUCCAACUGGCAUUUCAGAAGACCUUCUGACUCACAUUGGCAACGUAGCUAGUUCAGUGCCAGUCAAAGACUUCAAAAUACAUGCAGGACUCUCUCGGAUUUUGAGAGCCCGCUUGGAAAUGACCAAGAAUAGGGUUGUUGACUGGGCCUUAGCAGAAUACAUGGCUUUUGGCUCCUUUCUGAAAGAAGGGAUCCAUGUGCGACUAAGCGGACAGGAUGUGGAGAGGGGUACUUUUAGCCAUCGUCAUCACGUGCUUCAUGAUCAAGAGGUUGACAAGAGAACGUGUGUGCCCAUGAACCACCUCUGGGAGCAGCAGGCCCCCUACACGGUGUGCAACAGCUCCCUCUCCGAGUACGGCGUCCUAGGUUUUGAACUUGGCUUUGCUAUGGCGAGUCCCAACGCCCUGGUGUGCUGGGAGGCCCAGUUUGGUGACUUCCACAACACGGCGCAGUGCAUCAUAGACCAGUUCAUCAGCUCCGGCCAGGCCAAGUGGGUCCGUCACAACGGGAUCGUCCUGCUCUUGCCACACGGAAUGGAAGGAAUGGGUCCCGAGCAUUCAUCAGCCAGGCCCGAGAGGUUUCUGCAGAUGAGCAAUGACGAUUCUGAUGCUUAUCCAGAGUUCAGUGAACAGUUUGAAGUUUCCCAGCUGUAUGAAUGCAACUGGAUUGUGGUGAAUUGUUCAACUCCAGCCAAUUACUUUCACGUCCUCAGAAGACAGAUCUUGCUGCCAUUCAGAAAACCGCUGAUUGUUUUGACACCCAAGUCACUGCUGAGGCAUCCAGAAGCUAAAUCCAGUUUUGAUGAAAUGGUGUCUGGUACCACUUUCCAACGCGUGAUUCCCGAGAACGGGCUGGCAGCUCAGGCACCACAUGAAGUCAAGCGAGUGAUUUUCUGCACAGGAAAAGUGUACUAUGAUCUUGUGAAAGAGAGAAAGAAUCAAGACCUGGAGAAACAAGUAGCUAUAACCAGACUUGAGCAGAUCUCACCAUUCCCCUUUGACCUGCUGAAAGAGGAACUUGAGAAGUACCCAAGCGCUGAUCUAGUUUGGUGUCAGGAGGAACACAAAAACAGUGGAUAUUAUGAUUAUGUCAAACCUCGUUUCCGCACUAUUGUGAACCACACUCGACCUAUAUGGUAUGUUGGCCGAGAGCCAGCGGCCGCUGCUGCCACAGGCAACAAGAACACGCAUCUGGUGUCGCUCAGGAGGUUCUUGGACACAGCGUUCAACCUGGAGGCCUUUGAGGGAAAGACAUUCUAACUGCAGACCACCCACCCAUCCCUGACUAGUGGUCUCUCAAAUCACUGCAGCCGAGUAAUAAACGUGUGGAAAAUACUGCAAAUUAUGUAUUUUUUACUUUACCAGAUAAAACAACCCAGUAGCUGACUUCAUUAAUCUGCACCUUGCUUUGCAGUUUAUAAGGAAAACAAAAAAAAAAAUUCCAACUUGUCUUCCACCAUUUUUUGUCGCUUCUCUAUUUAGAUUGGGACCUCUUUGGCACAAGAAGAGUCUCCUGGAUGCAGUGUCAGCUCAGGGAGGCUCCAGUCUGAGUCUGUGGGCAGUGUCUCAUUACUGUAAGCAAGUAGAGCAGGCACGGACAGCAUGACAGUUAUGCACACCCCUGAAAAAGAAAAGAGUACGUUUGGGAGGCACAAAGGAAACAAGAUGCAUUGCUACAAGGAAAAUGGUUGACAGUUAUUUCUAGGUAUGUUGGAGAGGAGUAAUGAAACCAAAAAGCAAAGAGUUGGUUACUUUGGUAGGUAAAUGCCCAGGCGGUGGUUGUUGGAAGGAGAUGGUCAUGUAGCCUGGGGAUGUGGGGAGGAGGCUGGACACAGGGAGGCAGGUUACACGGUAACUAUGGGUGAUAGCAGAAGUGGUGCAGACCGCUGAGGUAUGAGGUGGAGGAGGGUGAUGAAGGCAGAUAUAAAAGGGACCAAGAAAAGGGUUGUUGGGGAUUGUUGAAGUCUACACAAGACCAGAGCUGACAGAGCAGUGGGUGAUCAGCAGGAUCAGGGGAAUUAAGGAACUGUGGGGUUCUGUGACAACAACAUCCUUGUUUUGGAUGAGCACUCUUUCCCUCAACAAAGUAUUUGGUUCUGCUUUUCUUUGACCUGGUAGCACCCGUAAAAAGAUUGUGUUUGGAUGAGAAACCUGUAUUUGUGCAGGAGGUGGUGGGUUCUCUGCUUUGUCCAGUGGUAAUCCCUGCCUUGCAUCUCCUCACUGAUACUAAUUAAACUCUGAAGUGGCAAUUCCUGAUAUAGUCACCCUUUUUCUGUGUUAGGAGGAAAGUGGGCAAGAAGCGGUUGCUGAUUGACCAAAGGCACAUGCUGUGGUUUUGUACAAGUAGUAAUUGAUUAUUUUUUUUUUUUGUCCCUUGUGUUUACUUGUCAAUUAGGAUAUCAAUUGCCAUGUAGGUUCAGUAUGGACAUAAAAGUGAACUGCCUCCAAGAGCUGGCUCUGUGUAAGGCAGAUGUACAGCAGGUGCUGGAGAGGAGGGAACAGCAGGGGUUGUUUCUCUUCUCAGGAGAUAGUGCCUGGCUUCCUGGGGGACACCGUGCAGCAGGGUGGUCUCGGAGUGCCACGGCUUGUGCUUCCUCUGCAGUGCUAGAAGGCAGGUGGGUACAGCUUUCCUCUCCCCUCUUAAUGUAAGAACUAGUGUUGCCAGAAGUCCUGUUCCCCCUGCCCCUGGAGAACUUGGGUCUGGGUGGACCUUGUGGCUACAGGUUUCUGCACCACUAGACUGUGUAGUGGCAGGAGACUUCUUCCCUCCUUUCUGCUGGCUGGCGGAGGGAGCUGCUCAGUAAACAGAGUAGGUGGUGUAGUAGGAGGCAGAGGAAUGGCCGUGCCUGUGUUGAAGCAGGAGGUAGGAACUCCCUGCACGAGGACCCUGUGCCCCUGCAGUGCCUGGAGGGUUGUGCUAGACCCCCCCAGCAGCCACCGUGAUGUGUCAUAACAAGUGACUGGAAAACACACAGAUGAGGCUUCACCCCCAUCUCCAGUUCCCUGGCCUGGGCGUGCUCUUGGCAUAAGUUUUACCCUGGCUGCUGUAUUGGCUGAGACGUAAUAAGGCUUGACAGUUUAUGCCUCCUUCAGAGAGUCAGGUGAUGCUGGAAAGCUGCUUGUCUCAUCCAAAUAAAAAGCUGUAUCAAAAACUUUUAGCUAUGAUCAGGUACCACUUGUCCAAGCAGAUUACCAAAAAGGGGGGAUGUGUGCCUUAUGCUGUCCCUUUACUUGGCCUGGAGACUACACGACGAUGGAAAAAACAGUCCUUCUGUCAGAGCAUAAAACUGAUGUGUUAAGGUACUUACCACGGGAUCCAGAACCAAACUUUGUCUAAUGUUCAUGAAACUCAGUAGAAUCCUUUUCAAUCAGGCCAGUUGCCUCGGGCUUUUUCUCUCAUUGAAACAGUGAUGCUAACUCACUCUUUUGAAACUGAUGAACUUGGAAAGUACUGCAGUCGACAGCAGCAAAGAUUGUCUCCUGUCCAUUUCUGUAGCUCAAAACAUUAAGCUGAUAGGCAUUAACCAUCACCCGAAGUGUUUUAAUGCUUUUAUGAAUGCUUGUUUCUGUGGCAAGAAUUGAGUGCAGCUAAAUAUUGCUGGCACCAUUUAUUGUAUUCUCAGUUUGCAUCAGGCAGGUCAGUUCUGCAUGAAAUAUGAUAAAUGCACUUAUGCCACAAUGUAUGCAGAGGUAGAAAACAAAAUCAACAUAGAAAUGUAAGUGGUAAAUGACAGCUUUCCAUUUUCAUUGUGUGUCAUAGAUUGUGGCACAACAGUUGCAUAAAAAUUCCAUCAAAGAAUGUAAAAAACCCAAUAAAAUAAAAAUAUGUAAGAACGAUG